Messenger RNA from Setaria italica (foxtail millet), 3393 nucleotides. RefSeq lists its product as uncharacterized. The record is from RefSeq and is a predicted model, not a curated record. The coding region runs from base 221 to 1411 and encodes 396 amino acids. The transcript has 4 exons. Lineage: Eukaryota; Viridiplantae; Streptophyta; Magnoliopsida; Poales; Poaceae. Gene Ontology annotation, molecular function: protein binding.
UGUCCGGAAGAAAAGAUCAUGAGAGGCCAGAAAAACCAAUCUCAUCAUGUAAAAAGAAAAGAGGAAAUCAACCUCACACUUUGGAGCCCAACCCAACACGCCAGCUCGCAGUCCACGUCCACCACAUUCCUCGCCCGUCGCCGCCGCCGUUCGACGCCGACGCGCCGGCCAGCCGGCCAACUCAGGACUCACUCAGCGCCGCAGAGCAGGCGCUGUCCACAUGAGCGAGGGUACCACCUCGCCGGCGCUGGAGCCGGAGCCAGCGCCUCUGCCGGACAACGACGACAUCCACCGGGAGAUCUUCCUCCGCCUCCCGCCGCUCCCGUCCUCCGUCCCCCGCGCCUCACUCGUCUGCAAGCGCUGGCGCCGCCUCCUCUCCGACCCCGCCUUCCUCCGCCGCUUCCGUGCCCACCACCGUGCGCCCCCCCUCCUCGGCUUCUUCGCCGACGAGGACGGCGACAUCGAGUUCGUGCCCACGCUGCGCCGGCCCGAUCGCAUCCCCGCCGCGCGCUUCUCCGCGCCGCGGAAAGAUGACGGCGACCACCUGAGCUUCCUCGGAUGCCGCCACGGUCUCGCCCUCCUCGUCGACCGCGCGCAGCUCGAGGCCGUCGUGUGGAACCCCGUCACCGGCACCCGGCGCCGCGUGCCUUUCCCGCCGGGGUUCAACCAAGGACACGUCUACAAAGGCGCCGUGCUGAGCUCCUCCGGCGACGGCCACGUGCACGGUGAUUGCCGCCUGAUCCCCUUCAAAUUGGUACUGGUGCAUCAUGCUGAGCUCCACGGCUCGGUUGCGACCGCCUGCCUAUAUGAAUCGGAGUCUCGUGAAUGGGGUAAUGUCUGCUCAACAGCUAUUCCACGCUUGUCUCUACAUCAGCCUGGCGUCCUAGUUGGGAAUCAAAUUUACUGGAUGCUAUCGGGGACUAGCGACAUACUUGAGUUUGAUUUGGAUGGCCAGAGUCUAUCUGUAAUUCAGAAGCCAGAGGACGCACAUGUUACCAACAAUUCAGGCCUUCAGGCCUUGAGGACACAAGAUAACAAGCUUGGUCUUGCAACUGUGUCAAAACUAGGCAUCCAAUUGUGGGAGAGGAAGACCAACUCAGAUGGUUUUGGCAGAUGGGUGCCAUUGAAAACUGUUGAACUAGACAAACUCCUUUCCAUAAGUCCAUCAAUAAGGAUACGGUCAGCAACGAUUUUGGGGUUUGAUGAGGAUAGCAAUGCCUUUUUUAUUUGUACGAAUAUGGGCAUCUACAUGAUACAGCUUGAGUCAUUGCAGUUCACAAAACUUUUUGACGGUGAUUGUUUUACUGCCUAUUAUCCCUACACAAGUUUCUAUACAGCAGGCUUGGGCAUUGGUGGUGGAGAUAGUAGAGCUGAAAUGUUGAACAAUACAUUGUCCCAAUAUAUCUUGUAAGCUGAGGUGUUUGAUUAAUAGGUGAUGUAAAUUUAUCUUCUUCUAUGUGUAUGUUCUCUUGUCACCAUCUUGGUUGAAUAUAUGCUCAAAAUGUUUAGGAAAUCCAUCACCUAUUUUGUAAUUUAGAUCACUGUCUUUCAGUUGUAAACAGGCUGCAUUUUAAUGUGUUUAGUAGUCAAAUUAUUUGGUCAUUGCUUGGCCAUUGAUGUAUGAAAAUAUUCUGUGGUGCUUUCUUUUAUUGUUUUUCCAGUGUGAACAUCCUAAUAGGAAAUGAAUAGCUCAAUUGGCAUUGCAACUUUCUGUUUUGUUUUAUUCAUUGAUCAUUACCUUCUCCAAGAUAAUAUGUAUCUCUAUUGUUCUUACUACUAAAUCGUAAAUCUGUAAAGGCGAUUGCAUAUAUCUUAUGAAAUAACAGUAGCCUCAUUAAAACUUUUGUGAAAGAUUCACGCUGCAAGUGAUGUUUGUACUUUUACUGGAUUAGAGCUAAAUGGUGCUUGUUUUAUAUUUCACAAGGCUAAUUUUUAUUUCUUUCUAAGCAUUUAUGGUCAUAUUUUUCACUGAAGAUUCUCAAUUUGAGAUUAUUUGAAAUAAUUUCAUUGGGAUAAGUGAAAUAAAUUUCUCCAGAGCAGUUGUGGAUAACUUUAUUUUGUGUGAUGGGCUCAUUAGUGCAAAACAUGUCCUUCAUUACUAGGUUAUUUGUGGCUGUAUGACCAUUAUUGUUCUGCAUACUUUUCUCGUUAUUGCCAAUAGAUUCGAUUUAUUUACCUGUUUCUAAUCUUUUGAUAAAAUUCAGCAAUUUUGUGAAUUCACAAGAAUAUAUGAUGGAAGGUUGACCUGAAUAGAUCUUAAGGUUUGGGCUUUCCUUGGUUUUAGUUGGUUCGUUGGAUUUGUGUUUCUUUUAGGCUUGGGAUUGGUGGUGGAGAUGAUAGAGCUGAAAUGUCAAACCAUACAUGAGAUGAUUGUUGCCCCAUUGUGAAGUGUUGUGCUGGUUGAACCAUGGAUGUGAAUUGAUCUUCUACUAUGCGUAUAGGUGUAUAUUGUGUUGCUUGUCAGUGUUUUUCCACCUCAGUUCUACCUGUGGAUCCAUGAUGUCCUACAUGUUCCAUGUGGAAUAUGCUUUAGGAUGGAGAAAAGGUAUGGAGGGAAAAAAAAGGGAGCUGCAAGCAAACCAAACGAGGAAGGAACCCGCAAGGGGAUCACCUGCCUUCUGCGGUGCCGCGACGAGAUGGUCAGCGAGCUUGGCCUCUUGUCCCCCAAGAAGACCAAGGCCGAUGACCAAAAAAAAAAGUUGGGUACCUGAAUUUUUCAGUCACCAAUUCGGGUAUCAACUAUGGAAGACUGAAAUACUUGAAAUUCAGAUUGGUGCUGGUUUGGUUGGCCACCGAGCCCGCAGAGGAAGCUGCAGCCACACUGAGGCUGGCCGUGUGGUGACACGGGCACCGGACUCUCUGCACCAUUGCUGCUGGUAGCACAGGUUUCCAAUGGCGACUGCGCUGGUCGAGCCAUGCGAGAAUGUCAGAGAACACCAGCUCCACGUUCUCGUCAGGCUCACCGGCGGUGAGGCCGUGCCACAUCCCUGGGUAGAGCUUGAUGGUCUUGUCGGUGCUGGCUGAGCGCUCGUAGAGGGUGCGGCUGACCUCCGGGUCGGUCACCGUGUCGGCCUCGCCGUGCAGGACCAGAAAUGGCACCCUCACCUGGCAGAAACAUAUCCAUAAAUUACAAAUUAUAAAAAUCUGGAUUGAGAAAGCUAACACAUUCUGUAUAUUGCUAGCAGAUAGAGGUUGUUAGAGGACCUCUGACAGAUUAUCUUCCACAUCCAUGCUGGUCCUGAGCAGCUCCAGCGCAGACUUCAGCCGGGGCCUGUCCUGGUAGAUGAGCUUGUUCUUCCUGACCUGCUCAUGGUUACAGAAGAACUUAAUUCAGCGAUAAUGUCUGAACUUGCUAUAUGUUUCGAGUGAGUAUAGUUUUCCAAAAACUAUUGA